GAACCUGUGGCUUUUCUUGCCUUGAUCUUCCUUAACUCCUUCCUCACUUGAUCUACUGUAAAAGACAUAUUAGUGGAAGUUGAAGUAAUUGAUAAUCCUCGUUGAGGAUGACGGAAGGAUGAAUAUGAAUCCUGUGAACAUAUGUAAUGAGUAGCAGUGGGGGGAUGAGAGCAGGAUGUUCCUAGAUCUGGAUUCUGGUUAGAGGGGGAAGGGAAGGGAAGAGGGCCAAAAUCAAAUCUGUUAAAAAACAAGUUGAAUUAAUUUGCCCUAUUUUGAUCACCAGAAAUUACACCCCUUCCACUAUCUUGAUCAUGACCAGAUAUUGUCCUCAAUCCUCUCCAGACCUCCCUCAUAUCAUUAUGUUGAAAACGCUCCUCCACCCUUUCUCUAUAUCUGACUUUUGCUUUCCUUAUCUCCCUUCUGAGUUGAUUUUUCACCAUUCUUAGCUCUUCUUUAUUCCCCAAUCUGAAAAGUCUCCUAUUCUAUGUUCCCUCGCUCCUGUGAAGUGUGACAGAACAGCGGACCGAACACAAUGACAUCAAAUGAAGACUGGGUGCGCUGCGGCAGAGUGGUUGGACGUUGGAGAGAAAUGUGGAGGAAUUCCUUGCACUGUCCAACGGGGUGAGCUGGCACGACUCUGCUCUUGGUCCAUGCUUUCUGUUGGGGCUGGAUGAUGAGAUGAUCCGCUGCGAUCUUCCCAUGUGUGAUUUUCCCUUAAUCGAGUUGGUUAAUCUCAUCCUUUAUUUGAAUUGUUCCGAUUUCGAAGUGGAAGAAAUAAAAGAGAAUCUCAAGUCUCCUCAUCCAGCCCCCUCAGGAGCGUGCCGUGUCUCCCCAGCUCACCUCAUGCAGGGAAACCCCCUCAUACCUCAGCCCGAGACCAGAGUCGAGAGAUAGCUCCAGCCCCAGACCAGAGUCGAGAGAUGGCUCCAGCACCAGACCAGAGUCGAGAGAUGGCUCCAGCCCCAGACCAGAGUCGAGAGAUGGCUUCAGCCCCAGACCCAGGCCCAGAGUGGGUUCCUAUGCCCACGAUCAGCCCAGAGAGGGCUUCAGAUCCCAAGUCGAGUCGAGAAAGAGACUGUAUUCCCAAGUACAGCCCAGAGAGGGCCCCUAAUCCCACGUUCUGCCCAGAGAGGGCUUCUGAUCCCAAAUCAAGCCAAGAAAAGGACUCUGUUUCCCAAUACAGCCCAGAGAGGGCUUGUGUUUCCCCGCCUAGCCCAGAGAAGGCUCCAAUUCCCAAGUCCGGCCCAGAGAGGGUUCCGGUUCCCACAUCCAGUCCAGAGAGAGAUCCUGUUCCCGAGUCCAGCACAGAGAGGGCCGCUGUUCCCGAGUCAAGCCCUGAUUGUGUUCUAUUCGAUUCCAGGAUUUCCAGUGUGGUUGAAUGCACUGAUGACACACACAUUCUCAUCAUCGCACCUUCCAAAAAUGAACCUGAUUACUGUAUGGAAUGGAAGGAUACCAGAUGGAAGGAUAGUACGAGAUAUGCCAUAAACACCACCACAGCUGUUAAAUAAACACCAAUUAUUGACAAUUUAUUUGGUUAUCUUUAUUUCCUACAAAUACAAAAGGCAAACCUUUUUUUUCUGUUGGAUUUUAAUAUUCUUCCAAUACUUGGUUUUGUGGCCAUCUCCUCUUCAUCUGUUCUUCAUUAUUUGAGCCUCUGCCAUCUUGCCACAGGGUGAGUAGAUGUCAAAUGUUAAUUUAAUUACUCUAAGAAAUUUAAUAGUUUGUAUUAGAGAACAUUUAAUUGUGUAAAUAGAGCAUUAGACUUGGAAAAAACCUGGAAAACCUGCUGCACAUUGAAACCGAGUGAAUUAUAUUUAUUUAAUAUGACAAAUGUUUGCAAAGCCAUGUGCCUACACCCAUGAACCUUUUAUGCUGAAAGCUUUUCCUGAUUUAAUGAAAUUGUUUUUAUACUGCAUUUUUAGCUGUUGACAUAUCUUUGUUUUGUUUUGUUUUUUUGCCCGUGGGUUACCAUGAAAAUGAGCUCCAUUGAUCAUGGCUUUUCAUAGUUGUGGUGUACACGCUUAUCUCAAGAGUCAGCAUACUCAGAGUUGAUUGAACUAACUAAAAAUGGGGGAGGUUAUGUUCUGGUUUAGAGAUCUCAAAAUGAAAUUUAACCAAUCAGCUUCAAGCAAUGCGACAUAUCUGUGAUGCAAUAAAGCCACUAUGAGAGUUAAACUGGAGAGUUUUUCUAACUCCAAAUAAAGAACGCUACAUAGUAAAACAUUUUUAAAGAUAAAAUCAAUUUAAUUUUAGAGAUAGUAAUACAAAAAGAAAUAAUUAUUUAUAUAAUACCCUUAAUCCAUUACAAAGGCCUGCUUAGUUUAAUUGUAAUUAUUAAGCUUUUAUUUUAAAUUAAUCUAAACAUAUAAUAUGCAAUAUAAAUAAGUUUUAGAAUCAAUAGCUGUAAACAUGACUACUGUCACGAAUUGCCUGUCACCAGUCACCUGCCCUGGACUCCAUUUCCCAGAAUCCUCCCCUGCUCACACCUGGUUCCAGUCAGCUAUCUCAGUCAUCAGUCAAGAUCACAAUCACAUGGAUUCUAUCACCCGCACAUGAUGUCUCCAAUCAAGCCUCCCUACAAGAACACACUCAACCCAGUCACUCCUGGUUUGGUCUACCGUUCACAUCCCAGAACCUAGCCAGACCAUUGAUUGUCUUACCUGUAUGUUUCACUACCUCAGAUGUUCCAGUUUCUCCACCGCUCCCUGGAUUCCUGCAAGAGAUUACAGUCACUGUCACUGCAAGCAAAGCUAUCUGGACCUUGUCACGUUGUGCUUCACUCACCCCUCGUCACCUCCUGGUUGCUCCUCAGUCUCUUUAUCAAUAAAUACCCUUGUUUGACCACUUACCUCUGUGUCUCCUAGCCUGUAUUGUGACAACUACAUAUGAGUUUAGAUUAAGUGUUUUUAUACCUAUAAAUAUUAUAAACUAACUUUACAACUCUUACUUGCACUUAUAUGGUUAGAUGUUAUCUUUUAAGUUUUCCUCUUUCAUGGAUGGAUCGUUUCAUGAUCGUGCUGUGUAAAUGUUUAAAUUCUUCAUAUUGUUCAAUCUUUGGUAGUGAAUCGCACUGACUCUUUAAUCGCGUUUGGUCUUGUACUGUAUCGUGCAGGGACAUAAGUAUCGCUUUUGAUUCAUCCUCUUUCCUAAUACUUGUUUCACCUCCGUUUCAGUUUUUAUAACCAAUUCUUACUAUGUGUUUCCAGAUCACGCAUCACACACUGUAGACAGCGCAAUCCUAACAACCUGCUCACUUUGCCUGUGUCUGCCAAUACAUUACUUUCUUUUUCUAUUGGUCUCUGGAAUUGUCAACAAAGCUGGUUUCAUUACUUCCAUUGCUAGUCGUUCAAGGCUAAACCUCAUGGCCCUGACAGAGACCUGGAUCAAACCAGAGGACAAUGCUACACUUGCAGCACUCUCCGAUAAUUUCUCCUUUUCCCACACUCUCCAUUUGACUGGAAGAGUAUAGGUACGGGUCUGAGUAUAGGUACGGGUCUGCUCAUCUCUAAUAAUUGGAAAUUUACCAUCUCUGAGUAUCAACAGCUCCUUUGAAACACAUUAGUUUACUAUUACCUACCCUCUAAAAAUCCAUUUUGUAGUUGUUUAUCGGCCUACUACUGUCAUCCUACUACUUGUCCGCUUGAUCCUAUUCCAUCUCAUCUCCUCAAGCCAUUUCUUCUUCAGUUUUACCUGCACUCACAUCUUUAACACAUCCCCUUCACACUGUAGUUUUAACCUCAGCAUUUAAACAGGCUCGUAUAACCCCACUUCUUAAGAAACCCACUCUUAACCCAACUCUUUUAGGGAACUGUAGAACGGUUUACCUUCUACCUUUCAUUGCAAAAACACUGCCCUUUCAUUACAAGUCUCUGCCUUUCUCACACAGAACAACCUCCUGGACAGCAACCAAUCUGGCUUCAGAAGUGGACAUUCGACCGAAACUGCCUUGCUCUCAGUUGUUGAAGCCCUAAGACUGGCACGAGCAGCUUCCAAGUCUUCUUUACUUGUCUUGCUGGAUCUGUCUGCUGCUUUUGAUAC
This is a messenger RNA of Onychostoma macrolepis, 4041 nucleotides long. Its product is annotated as nematocyst expressed protein 3-like. The transcript has 2 exons. The record is from RefSeq and is a predicted model, not a curated record. Lineage: Eukaryota; Metazoa; Chordata; Actinopteri; Cypriniformes; Cyprinidae. Bases 921 to 1511 code for a protein of 196 amino acids.